Molecule: messenger RNA, 1002 nt
Organism: Aureobasidium vineae
Lineage: Eukaryota; Fungi; Ascomycota; Dothideomycetes; Dothideales; Saccotheciaceae
Source: the annotation of a GenBank genome assembly
AUGCCUGGAUCCGAGUCUCACACGGACACAAGAAGAAGGCCUUCUUCAGGCUCUUUUGCCGAAACUAUACUCCUUAUAUGGCGGGAGAAAUGCGUAUCUACUACCCAUGUCCAUCCACACUCUAUCCGGCUGACAUAUCCUAGNCAACCAUAUGCUGCUGAUUACAUCGGUCUGGCCAUUAUACUACCGAUCUGGAUAUGUCUACAGCUCUUCAUCUUCACCGAGCCAUUUCAUCGCAUGUUUGCUCUAGAUGACCGAAGGAUUCAAUAUCCCCAUGCCGAAAUCGAGCAUGUGCCCGUGACCUGGCUCUUGAUCUAUGCUGGCCUUUUCCCUUCNAUAAUCCUCCUGGUCUGGAGUUUUGCCCUCUUCAGACCUCACAAGACACAUGUUACCUUACUGGGCUUCGGCAUCAGUCUCCUAGUAACAUUAUUCGUAACAGACGUCAUCAAAAACGCAGUAGGCAGACCACGCCCCGACCUCCUCGCCCGCUGCCACCCCAAACCCGGAACCCCAGAGCACGAACUAAUAACCCACCUCUCCUGCACAAACCCAAACCACCACGUUUUGCACGACGGCUGGCGCAGUUUCCCUUCUGGCCACAGUUCCUUUGCUUUUUCUGGCCUGGGCUACCUUNNUUCCUUUUUCCUACUCUCCCAAUUCCGCAUCUUGCAUCCACGAGCAGGACUCUAUCGCACUCUUGUUGCUUUCUCGCCCUUNUUGGGUGCUGCAUUGAUUGCUAUUAGCAGACUAGAGGAUUAUAGACAUGAUGUUUUUGAUGUCGUGGUGGGCAGUUGUUUGGGUUUGGGGAUUGGGUAUGGGGUUUGGAGGAGAUGGUUUCCGGCGUUGGGGAGUAGAGGGUGUGAUGAGCCUCAUGAUGCUUUUGACGAGGCAGGUGAGCAGGCUGUGUUUGAGAGGAUUCGAGAUGAAGAGGAGAUGGUGGGUCAAGGCUUUGAGAUGCAGAGUAGAGAAGGUGGUGGCUAUUUGGGCACUGCUGUUCGAUAG